Molecule: messenger RNA, 3330 nt
Organism: Aethalodelphis obliquidens (Pacific white-sided dolphin)
Lineage: Eukaryota; Metazoa; Chordata; Mammalia; Artiodactyla; Delphinidae
Gene: E2F6
Product: E2F transcription factor 6
Exons: 7
Coding region: 182-1036 (284 amino acids)
Biological process (GO): regulation of transcription by RNA polymerase II
Cellular component (GO): RNA polymerase II transcription regulator complex
Molecular function (GO): DNA-binding transcription factor activity, RNA polymerase II-specific; RNA polymerase II cis-regulatory region sequence-specific DNA binding; protein dimerization activity
Source: RefSeq, a predicted model, not a curated record
CGUGGGGCAGCUGCGCGCCCGUCCGAGGGCCGGCCUAGCCAGGCGGCGCCUCCGGGCAGGCCAGGAGUCCAGUUCGUGCUUGGCCCCCGGGACCCGGCGGGUCGGGGGCGGUGCCCGACCCGAGCGGGAGAAGGCGGGAGAGCUCGCGGGGUGCGAGGCGAGAGGCGGCCGGCUGGGCAGCAUGAGUCAGCAGCGGCCGGCGCGGAAGCUGCCCAGCCUGCUCGUGGACCCGGCGGAGGAGACGGUGCGGCGCCGCUGCCGAGACCCCAUCAACGUGGAGGGCCUGCUGCCAUCAAAAAUAAGGAUUAAUUUAGAAGAUAAUGUACAAUAUGUGUCCAUGAGAAAAGCUCUAAAAGUGAAGAGACCUCGUUUUGAUGUAUCACUGGUUUAUUUAACUCGAAAAUUUAUGGAUCUUGUCAGAUCUGCUCCUGGGGGUAUUCUUGACUUAAACAAGGUUGCAACAAAACUAGGCGUACGAAAACGAAGAGUGUAUGACAUCACCAAUGUUCUGGAUGGAAUUGAUCUGGUUGAAAAGAAGUCUAAGAACCAUAUUCGAUGGAUAGGGUCUGAUCUGAGCAAUUUUGGAGCAGUGCCCCAACAGAAGAAGCUGCAGGAAGAACUUUCUGAUUUAUCGGCGAUGGAGGACGCUCUGGAUGAGUUAAUUAAGGAUUGUGCUCAGCAGCUGUUCAAGUUAACAGACGACAAAGAAAAUGAAAGACUAGCAUAUGUGACGUAUCAAGAUAUUCAUAGCAUUCAAGCCUUCCAUGAACAGAUUGUAAUUGCAGUUAAGGCUCCGGCAGAAACCAGGUUGGAUGUUCCAGCGCCCAGAGAAGACUCUAUCACGGUCCAUAUCAGGAGCACUCAGGGGCCUAUCGAUGUUUAUCUGUGUGAAGUGGAGCAGAGCCACCCAAGCAGUAACGUGUCGGACGGUGUCGGCGCCUCUUCAUCUGAAAGCAGACAUCCAGAGCAGCCCGCCCCUGAGAAAGAAGAAAACCCUCCACAGCAAAGUGAAGAACUGCUUGAAGUGAGCAAUUGAUGGCAUUUGAGGAUUCGUGCAUUGAGUCUUUUGGGGACAUCCUGUGUGGAUGAAUUAUGCAUUAGAUGUGAUUCUCAGAGCAAUAAAUCAUCCCAGACAUUUUCUCAGUAGCAGCAGUAAGGCCAGGAGUACCUUCAAGUAGUUCACUACUUAGAUUACUGGAUAAUUACGGUUUCUUCAUUUGGAAACAACUCUUUUUAUAAUUAUUCACUGCUUUUUGUCAGUGAAAUAGACAUUUUGCCUACUGAAAUUACUAAAUCACCCAGAGUAUCACUGAAGCAGACAGGCAGGCUGGAUGGACUGUUCUCAGUGGACCUUGCCCUUUGCUGCGUGGAUCAUGUGUCAUUAUCACAAAAGAAAUUGCCUUACACGGGUUCAUGUCUGCAGUGGAUGGGUGUACGCACGCAUCUGGACAUGAUGUCUUUGUAUAUAUUUGUAUAAUGUUUAGAUCACUUAUGAAGUACGUCGAAGUGAAACUUUUCACCUUUGUACAGCCAAAAUGAUGUAUAUAUGGAAAGUAACAGACAUAUUCUCUAAUUUCUGUGGUAUCUAUAACUUAUUAGAAUCCUCUGGAUGAGGGUUAGAGGAGAGUUUUUCCCAAACUUCUACAUGUAGAAGUAUCAUAAAUAUGCUAUACAUUUAAAGUUCAUGGAUUUAAUGAAGGUAUUUCAGUAUGGUUCCCAGCGCUAAAAUUGGACUUUAAGCUCCCUACAGAGUCAUUGUGUCUGAACAGACUGGUGGCAUGCCCCAAGCUUUAGGGGCGAGUGUACAGAUGCCAUCAGGUCAUGGCUUAAUUUCUUGCAAGACAUGAAUUCAAUCAUGAUGAGAAUUGGGAAGUAUUUUAACCUUCCUUGCAAGCAGGGUUUAUGUAUGUUUCUGUAUGCAGCCUUGCUCUUCAAUCAAAGGGGAUCUUUUACUUACGAUGAGUUAGUGGUACCUGCCCUCUCUUCAGCUCCAGUCCCACGUUUCCAAGUACCUAGCUAUUUCUACCUCAUUGGGUAAGUCAUUUACCACUCUGUGCCUCAGUUUACUCAGUAGUUUACCAUUAGACUGUGAGCUCCUUGAGGGGCUUUGUCUUAAUCAUUGUUAAACCCAGCGACUGGCACCACGCCUAGCACAUAAAAAGUGCUCAGUAUAUGUUUGAACAAAUCAGUGAGUGAGUGAGUGAGUGAGUGAGUGAGUGAAUGGUCAAAUUAGACUAAAAAUCCUUGGCUUAUGUAACGUACAAGGGUUUUGUGUCGUUCAAAUUCAUAUUUUAAACUUCUCUUACUUUCAAAGAAAGAAUUGAAGCAACGUGAAAUUAAGACCAUGUGUAAAGAGUUGGCAUAGGAAUCAACAAUCCAAAUACUGAAAAAUAAUGCUGAGCAUUGAAGACUGGCACACCUCUGAGCGCCAGCGGCUUUUGCGGCCCUGUCCCUCUGCUGAGCUCCAGCCUCUCCCCUCCUCACAGACCGUGCCGGCUGCCUGUGUCGGCCCGGGACUGCUUGCCGUGCUGCUCCUCCUGGGCGCGUGUGGUGAACCCGAGAGUUCAGCAGAAGGGGUGUGUAGAGAUCAGGUGCUCCGUGCAGAGGUCCAGGCUCUGCCUUGUAGACUUGGCAGCUGUCGGUCAUAUGUGAUGCUAAACAUGAGAGUGGGUGAGGUCACCUAGUGAGAGGGUACAGCAGAAGAGGGGGAGGCCCGUUAACAUUUAUUUUAAGGGGAAAUACAGAAGAAAAGGCUUUUCCUGAGAAGGAAUAAUGAGAGGAAGGGAAAAUAAACAGCUAAAGAAGGCGGUGCCCCGAAAACCAACAAAGAAAGCAGGGCCACAGGUGAUAGCAUCGUUUCUAAGCAGCAGUUCCUUACUUGUGAAAUGUGACAAAUGUUCUACUUUGCAAAUUGCUCUGAGAGUAAAAUGAGAUCAUGUAAACGGAAGUCCUUUGUGAACUGUAGACGUGUUGCAUAAAUGAAUCUCCUGUCACUCCAACUGCUGGUGUUGGUUUCUUCUUUCUACAGCUGCUAAGGUACGCAUCCCCAGAACUAGCGUCCAGGGUUCUUCCUCCCCCACUCUGCCCUGAACAUCACUGCCCAUCUCUCUGUGCGUACAGGCGUACCUCAUUUUAUCGUGCUUCGCAGAUGCUGUGAUUUUUAAAAAUUGAAGGUUUGUGGCCAUCCUGUGUCCAGCAAGUCUGUAGGCGCUAUUUUCCCAGUAGCGUUUGCUCAUUUCAUGUCUCUGUGUCACCUUUUGGUAAUUCUUGUAAUAUUUCAAAUGUUUUCGUUAUUAUUAUGUUUGUUAUAAAUAUAAAACUUGAACAGAU